Mauremys mutica (yellowpond turtle) is the source of this 3042-nucleotide messenger RNA. RefSeq names its product beta-1,3-galactosyltransferase 5 (gene B3GALT5). The coding region runs from base 612 to 1586 and encodes 324 amino acids. Gene Ontology annotation, cellular component: membrane. NCBI's taxonomy places the organism in Eukaryota, Metazoa, Chordata, Testudines, Geoemydidae. Gene Ontology annotation, molecular function: N-acetyl-beta-D-glucosaminide beta-(1,3)-galactosyltransferase activity. The record is from RefSeq and is a predicted model, not a curated record. The transcript is spliced from 3 exons.
AGUGAGAGAGGCGGUAUUGUGUAUUUUAUUAUUACUAUUAACACUUUACAAUUAUUUGUAUAACACUCAAAAGUGUGCUAGGAGUCUUACAAACAUAUUAAAAACACAUAUCCCUGAACAGAAGCGCUUACAAUCUAAAGACAAUUAACAGGCAAAUGAAGGGAAGAAGGCAUGUGGCAUAUUUUUAUAGAGAUGUCUGAAAAGUGGAUUUGUAUCUAAUAACAAUGGAGUUGAGGUUAACAAUGUAUAGUUCACGGCAGGCCUCAGACUGGAGAUGAACUAUAAUAAAGUAAUAGCCAAAUCUUGCUUGCCUUAUGCAUGUGAGAAGUCUCCUUGAAAUUAAUGGGACCAUUCAUGUGAGUAAAGUGAGUUGGAUUUGGCUCCAAGAACAGGUAUUCAGAACUUUACGGACACUUAUGUUACUGACCAGAUAUUUUCAUGGUAUUCCAAGAACCUGAAUUGGAGUAAAAGAAGGACAUUGAAGUGGUUUUGGACAUUCUACACAGAACAAUCCUAGUCGGAGGAUUAAGCUCCCAAGGAACCCGCGGCUCUGAAGAAAGAAUCUCUUGGUGGCUCUGCAGGGAUCAAAAGCUGAGAAUAACUGCUAGAGAAUGCCACUAUCUAAGAUGGCUUUGAAGAGAUUCAAAAUUAUUUUGUUUUUAAUUGUAGUAUUGGCCCCUGUUUGUUUGUAUUUAUUCAAGCCAAAUUUGAUUGCAAUCGGUAUAUUCCAUCAAAAGAAGGAUGAGGCCACAUCACUGACUUUUAUAACAGAGAGCAGAAACUUUCUGCAGUUGCCAGAUAUAGACUGCAGUAGGACUCCUCCGUUCCUGGUACUCCUUGUGACAUCAUCACAUGGCCAGAAUAAAGCUAGGAUGGCUAUCCGUCAAACAUGGGGGAAACACAGACUAGUUGCUGGCAACCGCAUUGUGACAUAUUUUCUUCUGGGAACCACCAUGAACCAAAAUGAUCAAACUGGUAUUAUUGCUGAAAGUCAGAAAUACAGAGACAUUAUCCAGAAGGAUUUUAUAGACACAUAUUACAAUUUGACUUUAAAGACAAUGAUGGGAAUUGAAUGGGUUCACAAAUUUUGUCAUCAAUCCAGGUUUGUGAUGAAAACUGACUCAGAUAUGUUUGUCAAUAUCUUUUACCUGACUGAACUUCUUUCAAGAAAAAACAGAAGCACUGGAUUCUUCACAGGCUUUUUAAAGAUGAAUGACCUCCCAAUAAGACAGAUAAAUAGUAAAUGGUAUGUGAGUAAAGAUGAAUAUCCAGGAAGCACGUAUCCUCCAUUUUGUUCGGGGACUGGUUAUGUUUUCUCCACUGAUGUUGCUAGUCAGGUUUAUAAUAUUUCAGAAAGUGUCCCUUUUAUUAAACUGGAGGAUGUUUUCAUAGGACUGUGUCUUGCAAAACUAAAAAUCAAUCUGGAGGAACUUCAUUCAGAACAGACAUUCUUCACAGACAGGGUUGAGUUCUCUCUUUGUCGCUUCAGGAAAAUUGUGACAUGCCAUUAUGUGCAACCUUAUGAGCUGCUGAUCUACUGGAAUGCACUGGAGAGGUCAAUGGAUGAAAAAUGCCCAGAUGUCUGAAAUAGCCGAGCUAACAAAAAAUGACACAAAAAAGCUACAGGACCAGCCUUUAGUAGGGCUACCACCUGGCCACUGUUUGACUGGCCUGGACAUUUUUUUAUGGAUUUGCCAGUUUUCAGAAAAAUAAUUUCAUCUGCCUUUUUUUUACAUGGGUCUAAAGAUUUGCAUUAUUAUCACCACAUUACACUGGGAUAUCUAACGUUAAAAGUUUCUGUGUCCAGCUAAAGAUGCUGCAGUGUUCCCACUUCCGCAGCUUAAGUAAGAAAAUGAUAUUAUCAAUCUUUUCUAUAUGUCUCAUCUCUCUAGAUACUAUAAGUGGCUACUGGGGGCAGGAUUUGCAGAAUUGUCUUCUGGGGUGGGAGUGGUGCCGGGUUUUUUGCAUGUCAAAGGUGGUAACCCUAGCCUUUAGUCAGGCAAAACUUGGCCACUGAAGUUGGGCUGGGGACUUGUACAGUCAAAGAGACACUGAUAAAUAUUUUAAUCUCUUGCCCAUCUGCAAAGUUGCUGUUAUUUGCAAACACUGGAUUUUCUUGAAGAGCACAAGCCAACAAAACUGCUUUGUCUCAGUACAAACACUUACAGUAAUGUCAGCAGAAGGCUGGGAAUGCUUACAUAUCAUUUGCUUCCCUCUAUCAUUUUCUCUGUUUCCCUAACAUUAAAAGUUUACAGUCCAAAGUCCAUUCCCUGACACAUUAUAACAAGGUUAGGCCACAAUCCUGUAACGAGCUCUGUGUGAGUAGAGACAUGCAUCUGCAUGAAACCCUUUACACUGCUGAAGUUGAUGGGGCUUUGCACAGGUGUACAGAUCUACCUAUUCAGAGCCUGUUGCAGGAGCAGGGUCUUAAGUGCCAUAGGUUAACUUCUGAGCCUUUAAGAUCACAGCAUUAGUUUUCUAUUAUACAUUUUACAUUUAAAAAUCAUGCAUACAGGGCUUAAUCGAGAGCCCAAUGGAAAGAAAAAAGCAACAGUGCUGACAGAAUACUGGAGUUGGUAAAUAAUGUAUUUCAACAUGCCAUAUUCUCCCUUCAGUACAAGGUGUAUUUUUGAAUUCAGAGGAAUUAGUAAAUACUGCAAAAUUCUAAACUCAAACAUCACAUUUCUCUUUAUGCUGGGAUUGUCAAAGGGGCUGAGGAGAAUGAGGUGCCAUCACCAUGUUAAUGGGGUUUGGGCACUGACUCCAUUAGUCUCUUUUAAAAACCCCAGCCUCAAUUGUUAUAAUUAUACUCAGGCCAUAUAUGUAAACGCUGAAUGAACAAAAGGGCUAUUUGUAUAUAGUGUAUUUGAUUUAACAAAAUGUGAUUGUUUUAAAUAUGAGUCUAUUCUCCCCUUGAAUUUGCACAUGCAACUUUUUUAAGGCUGAUAUGAAAAGUAGGACAGUCUUUACAUUAUUUGCAUAGAACAUAUAAAUAUCAAAUGAACAAAACGUAAUGUCUGAUACUAUUUUAAUAAAAGUAUA